UGAGAAAUAAUUUGAAUUUGCAUUUAUAAAAAUUAAUGAAAAAUUAUGCUAAAAAAGUUUUGUCCCCUUAAAAUUCAAUAAGAAGCAGAAGCUGACAAAAGUCAAAACCCAUGACUAAAGCUCUUUCCGCUGGGGCAUAAACCCUAAACUCUCCCGCUCAUCUCGUCUUCCUCUGGUGCGAACCAUGCUGUCCCCAAUUUUCCUCCAACUUCCCAGAACCAUCUCAGACCAACUCCGAACCCGAAUUUUUGCUCGGCUUAUGGGUGGGGGUCCACGGACCUUCCCUGGCGGCCUAAACAAAUGGCAGUGGAAACGCCUCCACGAGAAAAGAGCUAGGGAGAAAGAGAAAAGACUACUCGACCAAGAGAAACAACUAUACCAAGCCCGAAUCCGCUCUCAACUCCGUGCCAGACUCGCCGGAAAACCUGACCUGGAUCCCAACUCGGAUACGGACACUUCUUACGGCCCUAUGACCCCCAAGGACCAAAUCAAAGCCCUUGCUGAUCGUUUCAUGACAGAAGGAGCUGAAGACUUAUGGAAUGAAAACGAUGGUCCGUUGAAAACUCCGUCGCCCAAAUCAAUUGAAAGGCCAAGAUCCAUUGGGCUGAAUCAACGGCCGGGAUCGAUCAAUUCGCCCAUUGAUUUGAGGAAACUGAUGUUAGAGGCUCGUAAUGAAUCGCAUAAUUGCCAAAGUUUUAGCAAGGAUUAUAAUUACAUCAAAGCAAGGGAUUAUUCAGUGCAGAGAUGUUCAUAUAACAUGGCAUUUUCUUCGAGUUCUUCCAGCGAUGACGAGGAUGAAAAUUAUGGAUUUGAUUCCUUUAACGAGGGGGAAAGGCAAGGGGAGAUCUGGAAUGGAGCUGCUUUGAGGAAGUAUGAUACGAAAAUAACGAAAAGAGUUCCACUGAAGGAGCUUGAGAAGGAGUCGGAUUUUGCGAGUUGGCUGAAAAUGAUGGAGAAAAGAGUGAGACAGGCGAGGAAGAAUCGAUUCUCUGUCAGAGAAGGUGAAGGAUUCCAUGUCAAAGAUUGAUAGUUGUGUCAAAGAAGCAGGAUGUCAUGUUUGGCUAGGUUAUCAUAAUUCAAUCAGGGAAAUCUGCAGGGACAAAACAAUGCAUGUUGAGAUAUAGCUAAUCGAUUUCUCAGUCAAUAGGUUUACAAAGGCCCCCUCCUUUGUUCAGGAAAACAGUACUAAAGAUGGGUUUGAAAGACAUCCCUGGCAUACAAAUUCGAGCAUGACAAUAACUGGGAGCCAGGUAUACUAACUUCUGCAUCAUGCGGCUAGCGUGAAAAGGGACUGAGAAUUAUUGCAAAAAGACCAGGUUCAACUUUUAUUCAGCCUGAAAUGUUUAUGCAUGCUAGGCUGCUUCCUUUUUUAUUUUCUGCGGCUAGCGUGAAAAGGGACUGAGAAUUAUUGCAAAAAGACCAGGUUCAACUUUUAUUCAGCCUGAAAUGUUUAUGCUUGCUAGGCUGCUUCCUUUUUUAUUUUCUUGGUACUGUAAGGUCUUCCAAGCUUUGUCUUGCCAUUUUGAAGAGUUCCUGUUGCAUUAAUUUGCAUCACUUGAUUAAUAUAUUAGGAUAGGGUUCGGAUAAGGAACAAAGAUCUAAUGGUGGUUUCACUUUGUACCACCAUGAAUUGAUUUAUGCAAUGUUGUAUGUUCAUCUUCAUGAUUUUAUAGAUUGAUUAGUUGAUGAUCUUGAGCUGC
Manihot esculenta (cassava) is the source of this 1700-nucleotide messenger RNA. Its product is annotated as probable DEAD-box ATP-dependent RNA helicase 48. The transcript has 2 exons. The record is from RefSeq and is a predicted model, not a curated record. NCBI's taxonomy places the organism in Eukaryota, Viridiplantae, Streptophyta, Magnoliopsida, Malpighiales, Euphorbiaceae. The coding region runs from base 185 to 1027 and encodes 280 amino acids.